This is a messenger RNA of Naegleria lovaniensis, 1020 nucleotides long. RefSeq lists its product as uncharacterized. The record is from RefSeq and is a predicted model, not a curated record. The transcript is spliced from 2 exons. Bases 1 to 1020 code for a protein of 339 amino acids. Lineage: Eukaryota; Heterolobosea; Eutetramitea; Acrasida; Naegleriidae.
AUGAAGACUAAUCAAAAGAUUCUCAUCAGUAUUGUGCUCGUACUAACUGGUUUUCAAAUCGCCACUUUAGUAUGUCGUCUCAUCUAUCGUUCCAUUGAAGAAUCAAUUGUUUCUCAAAUGGAUUAUCAUGUAACAACAUCUUUCUCUCCAUCCUCAAAAGAAUAUAUGGAAUAUAUGAUUUUCAGAAAUAGUACUCUCACCACAGACCAAGCUGGAAUUUCAUUUGCAUCCAUCAUUACCAUGCAUGUGGUUGGAAGCAUUGAAGCAUUCACCAGUUUGACUUGUGUGGCCAUCUUGUUGUUAAUCAUUUCAUUCGUUUCGAAUGUGUUUCUCAAUAUUGUGGUGACUAAUGAUGCGAACAGAAAAACCUAUCGAAUUGGACUCAUUGCAGUGAAUGUAUUAACUACCAUUUUCCUCAUUUCACUCAUGAUUGUCAUCCUUUUGAUUGCUGCCACGAACGGGCCUAUCCGAUACAAGAUCAUUCCAGACAUUCGCUUUCCAAUUUAUUUAGCUGCCUUGUUGGUUGUGGUGUUGCAAUUGGUUGUACAAAUUUUCAUUUCUUCGAUUUCUGCUGGAUUAGUAAUGGUCGUCAUCAAGAAAUUAUCCCAUCACCAGAAUUCUCAAGGAGCCAAUCGAUCCUUCGUUAAGGUCAUUAUUUUGCAAGGAAUGUUAAUUGUGUUUACUUCAAUCUUUUUAUUGGCCAUCGUCAUUGAGAUGUUAACGGUGUUUUGGACCUACAAUUACAUCAUCUUUGAUGUGCUCAACAACAUGUCCAUUCUCAUGUUUUUAUUGGCCACUAUCAUCAUGUACUUUCCUCUCUUCAACAAGGAUCAUCCGCAUUUUCAUCAACAACACCAACAACAGCACCACAAACCAAUCGAAGAGAACAAGAAUGACAAACACCAUUCCCUCAAAUCUCCACGAGGUUCUUCACCAACCACAACAACCACGACUCAAACUCCACCCAACAGUACAAUGGAUAUCGAGUACCAUGGUAUGGAGUCAGAAUUGAAAGUGUAG